Thamnophis sirtalis is the source of this 1232-nucleotide messenger RNA. RefSeq names its product ribonuclease P/MRP subunit p38 (gene RPP38). The record is from RefSeq and is a predicted model, not a curated record. Gene Ontology annotation, biological process: tRNA 5'-leader removal. Gene Ontology annotation, molecular function: ribonuclease P RNA binding; ribonuclease P activity. Gene Ontology annotation, cellular component: ribonuclease MRP complex; fibrillar center; nucleolar ribonuclease P complex. NCBI's taxonomy places the organism in Eukaryota, Metazoa, Chordata, Lepidosauria, Squamata, Natricidae.
GGGAAAGAUGCCUUCGCCUCUCAGCGUGGCUUCUGCGUGUGCGCCGCUGCGCUUCCAUCGGUGGAGGUAGAAAUCGAUCGCGCCGCUGGAAUUUGGAGGGGAAGCGGGUGGCGUGCACCUCCCGGUGGGCUCGAGGCACGUGAAGCUGCUGGCUAGCCUGAUUGAGUUCCAAAGUGUAAGAACACCAAAAUGUCUGUUCUCCGUGGGAAAGGGUCAGCCCGUAAAUCUAAACAAAUUGUGAAAACAUCUUUGAACAACCCCUAUAUUCCACAAUGGUGUACACUGACAGGAGAGGAUAUGCAUUUUGUGUUGCAGGCCUUGGAAGAAGUCAUUAAGCAGACUGGAUUUAAAAAGAUAGAAGAUCGGAAGAGAAUGAAACCCACUUCCAGAAAAAGGCAAAAGAAGGAAGAAGGUUGCAAUCUUCCGAGCGAAGUUAAUGAGGACAAAGGGGCUGAUGACCCAAAAGCACAUGGGUGGUCUGAUGUGCAAAUCAGGAACCAACUUGCUAUUGGAAUCAAUGAAGUAACUAGAGCUUUAGAAAAAAAUGAAUUGGGUCUUGUACUGGUAUGCAAAUCUGCUAAACCUGCCUUGCUAACAUCUCAUCUGAUUCCACUCAGCGCAAGUCGAGCUAUCCCAGCUGGGCAAGUUCCACGUCUCAGCGAAACAUUAGCCCCAAUGCUUGGAUUAACCUCUGUGCUGGCCUUGGGGUUUAAAAGAACUGCUGAUGUGUUUGCAAAGGUCCUUGAAGUAAUUACUCCACGAAUUCCUAGUUUAGAUCUGCCAUGGAUGCAGCAUGGAAUUGAACCAUUUUUAAUAAAUGAUACUGAUGUCGUGACUCCUUCAGCUACUGAAUUCACUGAGUCUACCCCAGUAGGGAGCUCACUCAGUCACAAGUGGAAACUGGCAGAUGACAGCCCGCUCACUUCCCCUACCAUAACUCUUCAGACGCUUAAAGUUAAGAAUGUAGUUCCCAAUCCCAAAAAAUCCCGCAAGCUUCCCAAAACUAAAAAACGUAUUUCAAAGUAACAUUGAUUUCUACAGUUUGCAUUUACGUUUGCCCACCCAAAACUAUGAUAUAUAAUAAUGUCAUAUCACUGAAAACACGUUUUCCAAAUUAGUUUUGAAUUGGAACUGAAACUAGACAUCUGAAGUUGUUUUAAAAGGUAUAUCAAUCUAGAAGGGGCUGCUUAAUAUAUAUAUAAUUUUCUUUUUUUCUUAUUUUUUCUUCAGUU